Molecule: messenger RNA, 2620 nt
Organism: Athene cunicularia (burrowing owl)
Lineage: Eukaryota; Metazoa; Chordata; Aves; Strigiformes; Strigidae
Product: transmembrane protease serine 11E-like
Biological process (GO): proteolysis
Cellular component (GO): extracellular region; plasma membrane
Molecular function (GO): serine-type endopeptidase activity
Source: RefSeq, a predicted model, not a curated record
CCUGUUUCUCUAAACAGCAAUAGAGUUUUUUGCCUGCAUAUGAGAUUGUUCAGAAAUUGCCAUGAAGUCUUAGUGUUGUGCAUUCUUCCACCUAUACCACGAUCAAGUCACAAGAAUCUCUAUCUCUGAGGAUCACAGACUGCCUGGAAUGAAUACAUCUUCACACCACCUACACACAGGUCAGGGGAGGAAUCAUGCUACUAGGUAAGCCUCUGUCACUGAGACUUGCUGGACUUGUUCUGACUUGCCUAUGACUCCUUUCUUUCCUAAUUCGGGAGAUAAAGCCUCAAGUCUAUGCUGAGAUGCUGCACAGUGUGUGUGAGCAUUUGGGACAGUGCAUCUCCCAGACAGAAGAGCUUCUUGGUGAUCUCUCAGUGGUACCCAGAGAUAGUGAUCCAGAUGGACAGAGCAAGGAAGAGCACAGAGCCAUGGAAGAUCGCAGUCAUUGUUGUGUCAGUGAUAGUGGGCUUAGCCCUCAUCAUUGGCUUGAUUACAUUGUUUUUGUGCCACGAUCAGGACCGAUAUUAUGAUGCAUCUUUCUUAAUCACCAAUGUCGACUAUGACCCUCAGUAUGAAAGGCAAACCACAGAAGAGUUCAGGCACCUGAGCCAAGAGAUUGAAACCAUGAUAUCUGAAGUAUUCAAGGGAUCCUUUCUAAGUAAAAGGUACAUCAGAUCCCAUGUUGUUAGUCUAAGCCCAGAUCCUGGUGGAGUUCUUGCAUCUGUUGUUCUGGUAUUUAAAUUUGCCACAGCUGACAGUAAGGCAGCAAGCUGGGGCCACGUCAACCGUGUAUUACGCAGAAGGCUGAAAACAAGCUCUAAGUUCUUGAAUGUUGACCUGUCUACCCUUAGACUCACAGAGUUGAACAAGGAAAAGGGAGACAACCUUUUAAACAACUGCUGUGGAAUACGAAGACAGGCGUUCUCCUUCACAGGCGUGGAGAGAAUACUUGGUGGGCAGCGUGCGCAGGAUGGGGAAUGGCCGUGGCAGGCUAGUAUUCAGCUUGAUGGGACCCAUCGCUGUGGUGCAUCAGUGAUCAGUAAUACAUGGCUAGUGACAGCAGCCCACUGCUUUAGAGGAGUAAGAGAUCCUCGGAGGUGGACUGCCAGCUUUGGGAUUCUGCUGAGACCUCCAAAACAUAAAAAAUUUGUCCGAAGAAUUAUCAUUCAUGAAAGAUACAGUGACUUUGUCCUUGAUCAUGAAUAUGAUGUGGCUGUUGUGGAACUUGCCUCUCCUAUUGAGUUCACGAGUGAUGUGCACAGUGUCUGCCUUCCUGAAGCAUCUCACAUUUUCCCAGAGAAUACUUCCUGUUUUGUUACAGGUUGGGGAGCUUUGGAGAAUGAUGGCUAUAGUGUUAAUCAGCUUCGACAAGCGGAAGUGAAAAUUAUAAGUACUGCGACUUGCAAUAGAAGACAAGUAUACAGUGGGGCGAUAACACCUGGAAUGUUGUGUGCUGGAUACUUAGAGGGGCAGGUGGAUGCCUGCCAGGGUGACUCUGGUGGGCCACUGGUACAUGCGAACUCCAGAGGAAUCUGGUAUCUUGUGGGAAUAGUGAGCUGGGGAGAUGACUGUGGCAAGCCAAAUAAACCAGGAGUGUACACGCGAGUGACUUACUAUCGAAACUGGAUCAACUCCAAAACUGGCAUCUGAAACCUGCAGCGGGUUACGUUUUAUGGGCUGUGUACGGCUAUUCCUCUGACACAUUCUGCUCUGUGGUUACCCUCUAAACAGCUGCUGGCUUAGCUUGUGGUCAAGUACCAAGUGCCAGCAAGCUCGGAGUAGUCUAGGACUUGAAAUUGGUUUGGCCUACAGCCAGACAGGAACAGACUUGAUCCACGUGACAGCUGUUUGUUCAGGAAGUACUCUGUCAAAGGAUGACUGCCUUCAUCUAUAUGCAAUAUACUGACCCUUUUUUCUCUGUGGCCAAAUGGUUUGGCCCCUACUUUUAUACUCAGGCAAAGCAUAUGAGACCAAACAAUCACUUAUCAGCAUCCAAGACAUGUUAUAACUAAAAAUGUGGCCUGUCUGUUUGCUGUGUGCUCCCAAGGCCCCAUCUAUCUGUAGGCAAGCUACAAUCCAGACCCUGACUGGAAGGCUGCUGCAUUUUUGAAUUCUUGAGGUUUUUCCUGCAUCAUUCCAGGGAGUGUACUCCUAAUGAAGAACAGAAGAUGCCUUAGAGAUGUCCUGGUGCCUAAUACCGUGUCAGACUGUUACUUGAGUGAAUAGAAAAUAAUUUCCUUGAUGAGUUUUCCUGAAAAAGGAAUCCGUGGAAAACUCCAGCUUCUGUCCACCAUCUUUGAACAAGUCUACGUACGCCCACUCAUCGCUUCAUAUGAACAGCCCCUACCCCAGUGUUUGCGUGCGAGUGAUUGUUGGACUUAAGACCAAACAAACCCCACUUACAUUCAUACCAGUUUGUUGUCGUAUCAGAGCAUUUGGCUGAAUUAAUUCCAUAUUUAACUUUCCAGAUUGUAUUGUUCUGAGUAAGUCUUUGGCUUUUUGUGCAGGAUGGAGGAUUGUAACAAUCUUAAUGUGACCACUGCCAAAAAAGAACCCCCCUCAAUCUGCUUAUUCUUGCAAAUGCUGUUCUCAAGUCUUCAUUAUAUUUUAAUAUGGGCAU